This is a messenger RNA of Moneuplotes crassus, 1084 nucleotides long. The record is from the annotation of a GenBank genome assembly. NCBI's taxonomy places the organism in Eukaryota, Ciliophora, Spirotrichea, Euplotida, Euplotidae.
AUGGAGCCAAAGUAUAACGUGAGCUUACCGAACAUUCCUUCAAUAGUAGACUCAAUAGUCACUAAGAAAACACCGAAGAAGCAACACAUUAGUAAAAGUAGGAUGGAGUGCCUCAGGCAGAUUGAGGGAUCCCUCUCCGAGUGUUUUAUUGAAAGAAGAGAGUCGAGGAUAACUGAUAUCAAGCAGAUCAAUUUUCAACCGAUUGAUACCCAGCAAGGGCAUUUAAGUAGGAACUGAUUUGACCAAAGACUUAUUAAAUCACAAGUUUGUUCAAAUUUUAAGGAAUUAGUCAAGGACAUAAAGAGUUGCGAAAAUAUUGUUAAGAUGCCAAUGAUUAGAAAUGAAGAUAAGCAUCAUUAUAUUCAAAACUUAUCACCACUUCCAAGCUUCAAGAGCAGUUUUGAUAUUCUUUCAUUACAAAAGAAUAAGACCAGUAGAAAAAUAAAGAACAAAUAAGCAAGACAGAUAUCGAAAAGUUAGAAAAAUCAAGUUCAACAUCCCCAAAUUACCCAAGACUACUCCUACAUCAUCUCCAAUUCCUCCCACUCAAAAUUCCUCAAAAUCUUCCAAAAAGCCCUUAUAAUAAAUGUAGUAGACCCCAAUGACAUUUUCACUCCCCAAAAGGUUUCUCCCAAGCGGAAAAAGCCCAAGGCGAAGCAGGCUCGGCCGCUUCGCUUUCGCUUCCUAGAUCCAAGUUCUGGCCUGGGUGCAAGCACCAGGGAUAACCUUGAGUUUAGGAUAAAGCAGAUGAGCAAGGCUCAGUACGGAGGCUUCUCUUCAUACUCUUCUCCCUGUGCUAAGGCACAGAAGAAGCAAUCAGACAGGAAGUACCUGAAGCUCAGCAAAGGCGGCAUAGCCUCUCCUAAGCAGCCUGAGCUCCAGAAGGGCUCAAGCCUUCUUUGAAGCUCCAUCCAAGCUUAUUUAUGAGAUACAGCCUGAGGUCAUAAGAAUCAAAAUAAACCCAAAAUAUCUGAACCAGUCAGAGCUAGUUUCAAACCCAACGAAUGUGAGAUGAUUAUAAGUUCUCCGAGGGACAAUGAUUUCAAGCGAGGCAACUAUUAUUACUAAUCAUUUAUAUAGCUAU